This is a messenger RNA of Maudiozyma barnettii, 4554 nucleotides long. RefSeq names its product ATP-binding cassette multidrug transporter PDR5 (gene PDR5). The record is from RefSeq and is a predicted model, not a curated record. Gene Ontology annotation, biological process: xenobiotic detoxification by transmembrane export across the plasma membrane. Lineage: Eukaryota; Fungi; Ascomycota; Saccharomycetes; Saccharomycetales; Saccharomycetaceae. Gene Ontology annotation, cellular component: membrane. The coding region runs from base 1 to 4554 and encodes 1517 amino acids. The transcript has a single exon. Gene Ontology annotation, molecular function: ATP hydrolysis activity; ATP binding; ABC-type transporter activity.
AUGUCGUCGUCAGUAAAUUCAGAUGAUGAGUCAGGUAGGCUUCAUACCUAUACAGGUAUCGAUGCGCAAGCUGAAAAGACAAUUAGAAAUUUGGCAAGAACACUUACCGCUCAAUCAUUGAAUAGUACAAACUCUAACAACAACAACAACAACAACUCUAAAGGUAAUGACGAUCCUGAAAAUCCUUCUUCUUUAAAUGAUCAUCAAUCUAUUUUCUCGAAUUUAGAAGGUAUCAAUCCUGUCUUCACUAAUCCGGAAGAAUCUGGUUAUGAUGAAAAAUUAGAUCCAACAAGUGAUUAUUUCUCAAGUACUGCUUGGGUUAAAAAUAUGGCACGUUUAGCUAAAGCUGAUCCAGAUUAUUAUAAACCUUAUUCAAUGGGCUGUGUUUGGAAAGAUUUAACUGCUUCAGGUACUUCUUCAGAUAUCGAAUAUCAAUCUACCGCUUUAAAUGCUCCAAUUAAAGCUCUAAGUUACUUAUAUAGAGAAGUUAAACCUGUUAACGAAGAAAACUCCUUCCAAAUCCUGAAAGAAAUGGAAGGUUGUAUUAAUCCAGGUGAAUUAGUAGUCGUCCUAGGUAGACCAGGGUCUGGUUGUACUACUCUUUUAAAAACUAUUUCUACUAAUACUCAUGGUUUCCAUGUCGGUAAAAAUUCCACUAUUUCCUAUUCUGGUUUCACUCCAAAGGAAAUUAUAAAACAUUAUCGUGGUGAAGUUGUCUAUAAUGCAGAAACUGAUAUUCAUUUACCUCAUUUAACAGUUUAUCAAACUCUUUAUACCGUCUCAAGAUUAAAAACACCUCAGAAUAGAAUUAAAGGUGUCGAUAGAGAUAGUUUUGCUAAACACAUUACAGAAGUCGCAAUGGCUACUUAUGGUCUUUCUCAUACUAGAGACACUAAAGUCGGUAACGAUUUAGUUAGAGGUGUCUCUGGUGGUGAACGUAAGCGUGUCUCUAUUGCUGAAGUCUCAAUUUGUGGUUCAAAAUUCCAAUGUUGGGAUAAUGCUACUAGAGGUUUGGAUUCUGCUACUGCUUUGGAAUUUAUUCGUGCUUUAAAGACUGACGCUACAACUGCUAACUCAUGUUCCACUGUCGCUAUCUACCAAUGUUCUCAAGACGCUUACGAUUUAUUCGAUAAAGUUUGUGUUCUUGAUCAAGGUUAUCAAAUUUACUUCGGUCCUGGUACUAAAGCUAAAGCUUAUUUCGAAAAGAUGGGUUAUGUUUCUCCAGAUAGACAAACUACUGCUGAUUUCUUAACUGCAGUUACCUCUCCAGCUGAAAGAAUCUUAAACGAAGAAUAUUUAAAGAAAGGUAUUUCCAUUCCACAAACUCCAGAAGAUAUGAACAAAUAUUGGAAACAAUCUCAAGAUUAUAAAGAUUUAAUGGGUGAAAUCGAUGAAAAAUUAAAUAAUAACGUUGAUGAUAGUCGUGAAUUAGUUAAAGAAGCUCAUAUUGCUAAACAAUCAAAUAGAUCAAGACCUUCUUCUCCUUAUACCGUAAAUUAUUUCCUUCAAGUUAAAUAUCUAUUAACAAGAAAUAUAUGGAGAAUUAAAAAUAAUCCCAGUGUUAAUUUAUUCAUGGUUUUUGGUAAUUCUUCAAUGGCUUUAAUCUUAGGUUCUAUGUUUUACAAAGUUAUGUUACAUGAAUCCACAGCAACUUUCUAUUUCAGAGGUUCUGCUAUGUUUUUUGCCAUUUUAUUCAACGCUUUCUCAUGUCUAUUAGAAAUUUUCACUUUAUAUGAAGCAAGACCUAUCACUGAAAAACAUAAGACUUAUUCUCUUUACCAUCCAAGUGCUGAUGCUUUUGCCUCUAUUAUUUCUGAAUUGCCUACUAAGGCUGCUAUUGCCGUUUGUUUCAACAUCAUUUUCUACUUCUUGGUUAAUUUCAAAAGAAAUGGUGGUAAUUUCUUCUUUUAUCUAUUAAUCAAUAUCGUCGCUGUCUUUUCCAUGUCCCAUAUGUUCAGAACUGUCGGUGCUGCUACUAGAACUUUAUCCGAAGCCAUGUUUCCAGCUUCUAUGUUAUUAUUGGCCAUGUCUAUGUAUACCGGUUUUGCUAUUCCAAAGACAAAGAUGCUUGGUUGGUCUGAGUGGAUCUGGUAUCUAAAUCCUUUGGCUUAUCUGUUUGAAUCUUUAAUGAUUAAUGAAUUCCAUGAUCGUGAUUUUACUUGUGCUCAAUACGUUCCUCAAGGUCCUGCUUAUGUCAACGCUACUGGUACCGAAAGGGUAUGUAUUUCCUUAGGUGCCGUUCCAGGUGAGGAUUUUGUUAAUGGUGACGAUUAUAUCAAGGCAAAUUAUGGUUAUGAACAUAAACAUAAAUGGCGUGGUUUUGGUGUUGGUAUGGCUUUUGCUAUUUUCUUUUUAGGUGCUUAUUUGGCUGUCUGUGAAUUUAAUGAAGGUGCUAAACAAAAGGGUGAAAUCUUAGUUUUCCCACAAAGUGUUAUCAGAAAGAUGAAAAAGACUGGUCAAUUACCUCAAAGAGCUCGUCCUGAUCAUAGAGAGGAAGAUCUUGAAAAGGGUACUACCGAUGAAUCAAGUGUUAAUGAUAAGAAACUUUUGGAAGAUUCAGAAAUCUCUUCAGAAGAAAAUAAAGAAGAAAGUGUUGGUCUAUCUAAAUCUACUGCAAUUUUCCACUGGAGAAACUUAUGUUACGAUGUUCAAAUCAAGGAUGAAACAAGAAGAAUUUUAAGUGAUGUCGACGGUUGGGUUAGACCUGGUACUUUAACUGCUUUAAUGGGUGCAUCUGGUGCUGGUAAGACUACUUUAUUGAAUUGUUUGGCUGAGAGAGUCACUAUGGGUACUAUUACUGGUGAUGUUUUCGUCGAUGGUAGACCUCGUGAUGAGUCCUUCCCAAGAUCUAUUGGUUAUUGUCAACAACAAGAUUUACAUUUAAGAACAUCUACUGUUAGAGAAUCUCUAAGAUUUUCUGCUUAUUUACGUCAACCAGCCGAUGUUUCUGUUGAAGAGAAAAAUUCUUAUGUCGAAGAAAUUAUUAAUAUCUUAGAAAUGGAUAACUACGCUGAUGCCAUUGUUGGUAUUCCUGGUGAAGGUUUAAAUGUCGAACAAAGAAAGAGAUUGACAAUUGGUGUCGAAUUGGCUGCCAAACCAAAACUUUUAGUUUUCUUAGAUGAACCUACUUCUGGUCUAGAUUCUCAAACCGCAUGGGCCAUUUGUCAAUUGAUGAGAAAGCUUGCCUCUCAUGGUCAAGCUAUUCUUUGUACUAUUCAUCAACCUUCUGCUAUUUUAAUGCAAGAAUUUGAUCGUUUAUUAUUCCUACAAAGAGGUGGUAAGACUGUUUACUUUGGUGAAUUAGGUCAUGGUUGUCAAAAGAUGAUUGAUUAUUUCGAAUCUAAUGGUUCCCACAAAUGUCCUCCAGAUGCUAAUCCUGCUGAAUGGAUGUUAGAAGUUGUCGGUGCUGCUCCUGGUUCUCACGCAAAUCAAGAUUAUUACGAGGUUUGGAGAAAUUCUGAUCACUUUAAGGCUGUUCACAAUGAAUUGGACCGUAUGGAAAAAGAACUUCCUGGGCAAGCUAAGGAAGAAGAUGAUCCAAGUGCUCACAAAGAAUUUGCUACUGCAAUUCCAUAUCAAAUCAACUUAGUUUCUGAACGUCUAUUCCAACAAUACUGGAGAUCUCCUCAAUAUCUAUGGUCUAAAUUUAUUUUAACUAUUUUCAAUAUGUUGUUCAUUGGUUUCACUUUCUUCAAGGCUAAUACAUCUCUUCAAGGUUUACAAAAUGAAAUGUUAGCCAUUUUCAUGUUUACUGUUAUUUUCAAUCCAUUGUUGCAACAAUACUUACCAAAUUUCGUGGAACAAAGAGAUUUGUACGAAGCUAGAGAAAGACCUUCGAGAACAUUCUCAUGGAAAGCUUUCAUUGUUUCUCAAAUUUUGGUUGAAGUCUUCUGGAACUUCUUAGCUGGUUCAUUGGCGUACUUCAUUUACUAUUAUGCUAUUGGUUUCUAUCACAACGCUUCUGUUGCUGGUCAAUUACAUGAAAGAGGUGCCUUAUUCUGGCUAUUCUCUACUGCUUUCUUUGUCUACUGUGGCUCCAUGGGUACUAUGGCUAUCUCUUUUAUUGAAAUUGCUGAAAAUGCUGCUAACAUGGCUUCUUUGAUGUUCACUAUAUGUCUAUCUUUCUGUGGUGUUAUGGUCACUAAGGAUGCUAUGCCAAGAUUUUGGAUUUUCAUGUUCAGAGUUUCUCCUCUAACUUAUAUGAUUGAAGCUUUAUUAGCUAUAGGUGUCGGUAAUGUUGAUAUUGUCUGUACCAAGAACGAAUUUGUCGAAUUUACUCCAGCCCCUGGUAUGACUUGUGGCGAAUACUUGGCCCCAUAUCUAGAAUAUGCUGGUACUGGUUAUCUAAGAGACAAUAACGCUACCGACGUAUGUGGUCUUUGUGAAUACUCUCAUACCAACGAUUAUUUGGCCACUGUUAACGCUGAAUACGACCAAAGAUGGAGAAAUUAUGGUAUUUUCAUUUGUUACAUUUUCAUUGACUUUGCUGCUGCUAUCUUAUUCUAUUAUUUGGCUAGAGUUCCUAAGAAGCAAAAAAAAUUAAAGACUGAAUAA